CCAGAUGUCACCACCAGCACAUUUCCUCUGGCACCGAAAAUGGGCUGCGCAAUAUCAGGUCUCGCAGCAAAAUCCGAGUUUGCAGAGAAGACUUCAGAGGAUGCUGCUGCUGCCGCGUAUCCCAGCGAGGACCAGAUUCAGAUGAUUAAAGACUCGUGGAAAGUUAUCCGGGACGAUAUAGCCAAAGUUGGGAUUAUUAUGUUCGUCAGGUUGUUUGAGACCCAUCCUGAAUGCAAGGACGUCUUUUUCCUCUUCCGAGAUGUGGAGGACCUGGAGAGGUUGCGGACCAGCCGAGAACUCAGGGCGCACGGCUUGCGGGUGAUGUCUUUUAUUGAAAAAAGUGUGGCUAGACUGGACCAGCUGGACAGACUGGAGGCUCUGGCUCUGGAGCUGGGGAAAAGCCAUUAUCAUUACAACGCCCCGCCUAAGUACUACAGCUAUGUCGGAGCAGAAUUCAUCUGCGCCGUGCAGCCCAUCUUGAAGGAGAGGUGGACGGCCGAGCUGGAGGAGGCGUGGAAGACCAUGUUCCAGUUUGUGACCAGCCUCAUGAACCAGGGAUACCAGGAAGAGAGCGCCCGGCAGCGCCAGCUCGCGCUAUCCCCGAAGGAAAGACCGGACAAGAGAAACACAGCGCUAUGAGACAGCACUUCUUUUAAACGCCACACAGACUGUUAUCACCAGUACAGCACAAAAAUGCAGUUUGUAAAUAGCGUAUU
This is a messenger RNA of Pundamilia nyererei, 716 nucleotides long. RefSeq names its product x globin (gene xgb). Gene Ontology annotation, molecular function: heme binding; oxygen binding. The record is from RefSeq and is a predicted model, not a curated record. The transcript is spliced from 6 exons. Bases 40 to 639 code for a protein of 199 amino acids. Lineage: Eukaryota; Metazoa; Chordata; Actinopteri; Cichliformes; Cichlidae.